Molecule: messenger RNA, 741 nt
Organism: Colias croceus (clouded yellow)
Lineage: Eukaryota; Metazoa; Arthropoda; Insecta; Lepidoptera; Pieridae
Exons: 2
Coding region: 93-704 (203 amino acids)
Source: RefSeq, a predicted model, not a curated record
CUAAUAACAUGCCCUGAAAGAAACGUUUGAAUGACACGCCACUCCAUUGUCUGUCCGCACAUAUCUACAUUCGCUUUGCAAGUCAUUUGAACAUGCUAACCAAGAUUCUCGUAUUACUUUUUAUUUUAAAACCGAAUCGCGCCUCCAUAGCCGGAGUGACGUACAUGGAUGAUUUCGAUUUCGAGCAGAGAUACAGAAACCUGCAUGAAUGCGACCCGUUUUAUUGGCAUCCGUUGCAUUUACCGGAGGAAUGCGCCGACAUGUUCGCGAAAUUGAUACGUUCCAAAAUAAAUACACCUUACACGAUCAUGAAGGAAAGAGAGCCGACAUUUACGCUCAAUGCGCUAUAUGACCAUGUGCGUGCUGAAAUUCCUUACUCUGAUACCUACGACGAUAUUAGAUACGGAUUUCGUGUCCACGACAGUAGUUUUGAAUCAUACGAUAGGUAUAGAAACGUUGAUUACGAUACGGUUCCUGUGGAGGCGCAAAUACUGGAGCUCUAUCAAUCGAGACCUCGUACACCGAUGGAUAAAUUAUUUGAGCUAAUGAGGAGGGACGUUAAAGAGAACCCGAGCGCUCCGAAGAUCACAUCAAUACCCUAUUUUGGGGGAGUGGCACUGUACAGGCAACCGGUAUCGUACAAAACCGAAGCUAUGAUUAAAAGACUGUCUGGUGCUUACGCUAAGGCUGCGUAUCAACCGUAAUACUGUAGAUGGGACCAAAUAUAAGACACUAUGACAA